AUGGCCAGGUUGACGAGGGUGGAACUGGUGAGGGGCGUCAUCGACGACGCGCUGAACGACAGGUCGAAACCGUGGCACGCGGCGUUCGUGCGGGCCGAGGCGCUGACCGGUUUGCCCAGGUUCCGCGUGCUGCUGUGCGUCGUCCUGGUCGCGUCGGUGCUGUUCAUGUUCGAGCCCACCGCGGAACUGAUGAGCAACGUGUUCGCGCUCGUCUUGCCCGCGGUGGCCACGGUGUCGGCGACCGUCUCGCCGCUGCCGCCGCCGCCGGUGUGGCGCAAGUACGACCGCGUGACGGCCGCCGACGAGGCCCGCAACGAGAAGUUCGCGUACUGGAUGACGUUCGCCGCGGCGCUGAUCGUCGAAUCGCUCUGCCGGCCGGUGUUGCGGUUCGUGCCGCUGUACCAGAUGUGCCGGACGUGGUUUUUCGUCUGGUGUUUCGUGCCGAUCCGGGAAAACGGCUCCGCGUACGUGCUCGACGCGGUCGUACGGCCGUUUUUCGAGAUGGUCUUCGGUUCGGACGACUGA
Rhopalosiphum padi (bird cherry-oat aphid) is the source of this 525-nucleotide messenger RNA. Its product is annotated as receptor expression-enhancing protein 5-like. Lineage: Eukaryota; Metazoa; Arthropoda; Insecta; Hemiptera; Aphididae. The record is from RefSeq and is a predicted model, not a curated record. The transcript has a single exon. The coding region runs from base 1 to 525 and encodes 174 amino acids.